Balaenoptera musculus (blue whale) is the source of this 4464-nucleotide messenger RNA. It is a transcript of the gene DPYD, whose product is annotated as dihydropyrimidine dehydrogenase. NCBI's taxonomy places the organism in Eukaryota, Metazoa, Chordata, Mammalia, Artiodactyla, Balaenopteridae. Gene Ontology annotation, biological process: thymine catabolic process; uracil catabolic process. Gene Ontology annotation, cellular component: cytoplasm; cytosol. The record is from RefSeq and is a predicted model, not a curated record. Gene Ontology annotation, molecular function: uracil binding; NADP binding; dihydropyrimidine dehydrogenase (NADP+) activity.
UCUGCUUUCCAUAUCCACAGGCGCUCGGGAAAGCUGUUGCUUUGGUCUCCGGCUGGAGCCUGAGGACGCGGGGAGGGUUCGUCUGUAGGAGACUCCAGGCUGUGGGCAACGCCAUGGCCGCUGUGCUAAGCAAGGACGUGGUGGACAUCGAGAGUAUCCUGGCUUUAAAUCCUCGAACACAAUCUCAUGCAACUCUCCAUUCCACUUUGGCCAAGAAAUUAGCCAAGAAACAUUGGAAAAGAAAUCCUGAUAAGAACUGCUUUAAUUGUGAGAAGCUGGAGAAUAAUUUUGAUGACAUCAAGCACACGACUCUUGGUGAGCGAGGAGCUCUCCGAGAAGCAAUGAGAUGCCUGAAAUGUGCAGAUGCCCCCUGUCAGAAGAGCUGUCCAACUAAUCUAGAUGUUAAAUCGUUCAUCACAAGUAUCUCAAACAAGAACUAUUAUGGAGCUGCUAAGAUGAUUUUUUCUGAUAACCCACUUGGUCUGACCUGUGGAAUGGUAUGUCCAACUUCUGAUCUUUGUGUAGGUGGAUGCAAUUUAUAUGCCACUGAAGAGGGACCAAUUAAUAUUGGUGGAUUGCAACAGUUUGCUACUGAGGUGUUCAAAGCAAUGAAUAUCCCACAAAUCAGGAAUCAUUUUCUGCCUCCCCCAGAAAAAAUGCCUGAAGCCUAUUCUGCAAAGAUUGCUCUUUUGGGUGCUGGGCCUGCAAGUAUAAGUUGUGCUUCCUUCUUGGCUCGAUUAGGCUACUCUGACAUCACUAUAUUUGAAAAACAAGAAUACGUUGGUGGUUUAAGUAUUUCUGAAAUCCCUCAGUUCCGGCUACCAUAUGAUGUAGUAAAUUUUGAGAUUGAGCUUAUGAAGGACCUUGGUGUAAAGAUAAUUUGUGGUAAAAGCCUCUCAGUGAAUGAAAUUACUCUUAGCACUUUGAAAGAAGAAGGGUACAAAGCUGCUUUCAUUGGGAUAGGUUUGCCAGAACCCAAAAAGGAUCACAUCUUCCAAGGCCUGACACAGGACCAGGGGUUUUAUACAUCCAAAGACUUUCUGCCACUUGUAGCCAAAAGCAGUAAAGCAGGAAUGUGUGCCUGUCACUCUCCAUUGCCAUCGAUACGGGGAGCCGUGAUUGUACUUGGAGCUGGAGACACAGCUUUCGACUGUGCAACAUCCGCUUUACGUUGUGGAGCCCGCCGAGUGUUCAUCGUCUUCAGAAAAGGCUUUGUUCAUAUAAGAGCUGUCCCUGAGGAGAUGGAGCUUGCGAAGGAAGAAAAAUGUGAAUUUUUGCCUUUCCUGUCCCCACGGAAGGUUAUAGUAAAAGGCGGGAGAAUUGUUGCUGUGCAGUUUGUUCGGACAGAGCAAGAUGAAACUGGAAAAUGGAAUGAAGAUGAAGAUCAGAUAGUCCGUCUGAAAGCCGAUGUGGUCAUCAGUGCCUUUGGCUCAGUUCUGAGUGAUCCUAAAGUAAAAGAAGCCUUGAGCCCUAUAAAAUUUAACAGAUGGGAUCUCCCAGAAGUAGAUCCAGAAACUAUGCAAACCAGUGAACCAUGGGUGUUUGCAGGUGGUGAUGUUGUUGGUAUGGCUAACACUACAGUGGAAUCCGUGAAUGAUGGAAAGCAAGCCUCUUGGUACAUUCACAAAUAUAUACAGUCACAAUAUGGAGCUUCAGUUUCUGCCACGCCUGAGCUACCCCUCUUUUAUACUCCUAUUGAUCUGGUGGACAUUAGUGUGGAAAUGGCUGGAUUGAAGUUCACAAAUCCUUUUGGUCUUGCCAGUGCGACUCCAGCUACCAGUUCAUCCAUGAUUCGUAGAGCUUUUGAAGCUGGAUGGGGCUUUGCUCUGACCAAAACUUUCUCUCUUGAUAAGGACAUAGUGACAAAUGUUUCACCCAGAAUCAUCCGGGGAACCACCUCUGGCCCCAUGUAUGGCCCUGGACAAAGCUCCUUCCUGAAUAUUGAGCUCAUCAGUGAAAAAACGGCUGCAUAUUGGUGUCAAAGUGUCACUGAACUAAAAGCUGACUUUCCAGACAAUAUUGUGAUUGCUAGCAUCAUGUGCAGUUACAACAAAAAUGACUGGAUGGAACUCUCCAGAAAGGCUGAGGCUUCUGGAGCAGAUGCCCUGGAGUUAAAUUUAUCGUGUCCACAUGGCAUGGGAGAAAGAGGAAUGGGCCUGGCUUGCGGGCAGGAUCCUAGGCUGGUGCGAAACAUCUGUCGUUUUAGGCAAGCUGUUCAGAUUCCUUUUUUUGCCAAGUACCCAAAUGUCACUGAUAUCGUAAGCAUCGCCAGAGCUGCAAAGGAAGGUGGCGCAGACGGUGUUACAGCCACCAACACGGUUCUCAGGUCUCAUGGGAUUAAAGCCGAUGGCACACCCUGGCCAGCAGUGGGCACUGGGAAACGGACUACGUACGGAGGAGUGUCCGGCACAGCCAUCAGACCUAUUGCUUUGAGAGCUGUGACCACCAUUGCUCACGCUUUGCCUGGAUUUCCCAUUUUGGCCACUGGUGGAAUUGACUCAGCUGAAAGUGGUCUUCAGUUUCUCCACAGUGGUGCUUCGGUCCUCCAGGUAUGCAGUGCUGUUCAGAAUCAGGAUUUCACUGUCAUUCAAGACUACUGCACUGGCCUCAAAGCCUUGCUUUAUCUGAAAAGCAUUGAAGAGCUACAAGACUGGGACGGGCAGAGUCCAGCCACCGAGAGUCACCAGAAAGGGAAACCAGUUCCUCGCAUUGCUGAACUCGUGGGAAAGAAACUGCCAAGUUUUGGACCUUAUCUUGAGCAGCGCAAGAAAAUCAUAGCAGAGGAAAAGAUUAGACUGAAAGAACAAAAUGCAACUUUUCCACCACUUGAGAGAAACCAUUUUAUCCCCAAAAAGCCUAUUCCCACUAUUAAGGAUGUGAUUGGAAAAGCGUUGCAGUACCUUGGAACAUUUGGUGAACUGAGCAACUUCGAGCAAGUUGUGGCUGUGAUUGAUGAAGAAAUGUGUAUCAGUUGUGGCAAAUGCUACAUGACCUGUAAUGACUCUGGCUACCAGGCUAUCCAGUUUGAUCCUGAAACCCACCUGCCCACCAUUACUGACACUUGUACAGGCUGUACCCUGUGUCUCUCCGUCUGCCCUAUUAUCGACUGCAUCAGAAUGGUUUCCAGGACAACACCUUAUGAACCAAAGAGAGGCUUGCCCUUGGCUGUGAAUCCCGUGUGUUAAGGUGAUUUGUGAAACAGUUGCUGUGGACCUUGAGGUCACCUACUUAUGCUGAUCUUUUUAAUUGUGAUUAUUAUGCUCAGCUCUUUCUAAAUUCAAACAAAUAUAUAAUUUCGAAAUAAAAAAAGAUAAUUUCUAAAGAAAUUUCUAAAUUUUAAAAAUGGCUACUGCCAGUGACCAUUCAAUUAAUGGUCAUAAAAUAGAAUAAUUCUUUUUUGAGGAGAGUUGUUAAAUGUAACUGUGUAGCAGUUAAUUGGAUGUUCACCAUCAGUUGUCCAUUAUGAAAAAUAUUAGCAGUUUUGUGGCAAUUAAUGCUACAGUUUCCAAAUUGCCCUAUGCUGGGCUCUGUCUUUGAUUUCUAAUUGUAAAAGAAGUAAGUAUUUUAGAACAAAGUACAAUUUAACCUAUGAGCAAAUGUUUCCAAGGAAACAUUUUAUAAUUAAAAAUUACAUUUAAUUUUAACUCUAUUUCUAAGCAAAGGUAAUUAGCUCCAUAAAGCUGCAAUGAAGUCAAAUAAUAAUUUACUGUGGCAGGAAAAGAAAGCCAGCAAGGGUUUGGGAAACUUUUUUAAGGCCACUUCACUGAAAUAACUUCUUUUUGGUGCUGGAUACUGAAGGGGAGAGUAUUUAGUAACCAUUCAUAUCACGCUGUGCUAUUCAUCACUCACUCCUGAGAUGGGUGUCCAAACGCCACCAAUGAAUCUACAUGACAUUCUUCUUUAAAUAUUUAAACUAUGUUCCUAACAAAGUAAGACGCGUUAGGACGGAACUCUGGUUAAAACCACUCUUUUGCUGUGCACAGAUCUGUUCUAUCUGCUUCUAAUAGUAACCUUCAUGAUUACAGCAGUUAAUGUUUGAACACAACCCAGAUUAUACAAGAGUGGGUCAUGUGCUUCAUUUUUCAAGAAUGAAAAAUAUAGUAUUGGAAAUAUAUAUUAAAUGUGUGAUACCACUUUACCAACUCUUUAUUUUAGUGUUUAUGUUGAAUUUCCAAAGUAAUUAAAUAAAAAAGAAAUAUUUUCUGUUAUUGCCAAAUAAUAUUUUCGUAUUUCUCUAUUUUCAUAAUCAGCAAAUAGCAUCCUAUAAAUCAGUUUAUCUCUUCUUUGUGGCAUAUUUUAAUAUGAAUCCAUAAGUAGUAAAUCUUUAUGUAAUCACCUGUGGCAUAUUUCUAUGACAAAUGCAAGAUCAAGAAAAAUUAAAUGUUUGAUUAUGCACUUUUAGAAAUGCACAUUUACCAUAAAAUCUGUAUGAUUGAAUAAUACCAAAUAAAAUUUUAUAAAGCA